This is a messenger RNA of Selaginella moellendorffii, 1797 nucleotides long. Its product is annotated as pentatricopeptide repeat-containing protein At4g02750. Gene Ontology annotation, molecular function: RNA binding; protein binding. The record is from RefSeq and is a predicted model, not a curated record. NCBI's taxonomy places the organism in Eukaryota, Viridiplantae, Streptophyta, Lycopodiopsida, Selaginellales, Selaginellaceae. Gene Ontology annotation, biological process: RNA modification. The transcript is spliced from 2 exons. Bases 1 to 1797 code for a protein of 598 amino acids.
AUGGUUGGCUGUGGAGGCGAGCGGAAAUGGUGGUGUCGGCGUGGCGGCGGUGAACGCGAGGGAGUGGUGGCUCCUGCUAUCCGGCUAAUAUCAUGGAUUAUGAGAAGGCUACCUCAAAGUUUGGAUGGAUCUGUGAGGCAGCUGCUGGAGCUCCAAGAUCAACCACAGACUUGCUCGAUCUACAGCUCCAUCCUGCGGCAAUGCAUCGAUUCACGGGCACCGCUGGGUGUCGGCAGGGUUGUGCACGAUCACAUCGCCAGCCACGGGCUGGAUCGGGGAUGCUUUCUCGGGAAUUUGCUGCUCCAGAUGUAUGCGGCUUGUGGUGGAUCUGGCGCGGACGCCGAGUCAGUGCUGGCGAGACUUCUCGAGCCGGGUGUUUUCUCGUGGAACAUGGUCAUGGCAGCAUAUGCCAACAAGGGGCAACUGCAAGAGGCUCGGCGGAUCUUUGAGCUCUCGCGGAGGAAGAAUGUGGUGUCAUGGACGAUCGUCAUGGCGGCGUUCUCUCAGAGUGGUCGGAUCCGUGAGGCUGGGACGAUGUUCCAGGCGAUGCCGCAGCACAAUCUCGUCUCCCGGACGGCGAUGAUCCGAGCUCUUGGCCAGAGAGGGGAUUUUCGAUCGGCUCGGAGACUGUUUGAGACGAUGGAGGAGAGGAACUUGGUGUCCUGGAACACUGUAGUGGUGAUCUACGCUCAGGUGGCGAUGGUGGAUGCUGCGAUGGCCGUGCUAAGAAGAGCUCCCGGGUGGGAUCUUAUCUCCUGGACAACCAUGCUCGCAGCCUUUGCCCAACGAGGAGAUCUUUGUAAGGCGAGAGAGAUCUUUCAUUGGAUGAAGCACCGGAGUGAGGCUCCCUGGAAUGCGAUGAUCCAGGCGUACGCCGAGGCUGGCGAGAUCGAUCGCGCGAGUGAGAUGUUUGAGGGGAUUCCCAUGCGAGACAUCAUCACCUCGACGACGAUGGUGGACGCGUAUGCUCAGCUCGGGGAUCUUGCUGUUGCGCGAGCGAUCUUCGACGAGAUGCCCGAGAGGAAUUCGGUGACUUGGUCGGUGUUGAUCUCGGCCUACGGCAAGAACAACGGGAGAGAGUCGCUUCGUCUGUUCCUCCGGAUGGAUCUCGAGGGGUUUCGAGCCGAGGAGAUGACCUACGUCGCGGUCCUGGAUGCGUGCUCGAGCGCGGCCGCGGUUGCCGAGGGCAGGAUCAUCCACGAGAGCGUUUUGGAUCGGGGGCUGAGCAGGGACUUGCGAAUCGGGAGCGCUCUCGUCGAUUUCUACGGCAAGUGUGGCCAGCUCGAGACCGCUCGGUUGAUCUUCUCGGAGCUCCCGAUCCAGGACGUGAUACUCUGGACAGCGCUGAUCACGUCGUAUGCUCACAAUGGCCAUCUCCCGGAAGCUCUGGCGAUCUUCCGCGAGAUGCUGCUCGCCGGGAUCCUCCCCGACUGCGUGACGAUCGUGAGUGUUCUCUCGGCUUGCAGCCAUGGCGGAGUGGAAGGCGAUGGAUGGAUUCACGUCGUGCGAAUGGCUUGGGACUACGAUCUGGAGCUUUCGCUGGCUCACUACCUUUGCGUGAUGGAUCUUCUGGGACGAUCGGGGAAGCUCGAGCUGCUGGAGGAUCUGGUGACAAGCAUGCCUUUCGAGCCGGAUGUUGUGGCAUGGACGACUUUGCUCAGCGCUUGCAAGGAGAUUGGAGACGAGAGACGCGCUGCUCGAGCUGCUCGAAAGCUCCGGGAGAUGGAUUCCAACGCCAUGGCUCCGUAUGCUCUGCUCUCCAACAUGCACGCUGGUGUGGCGAACGCGGAGGAUUGA